This is a messenger RNA of Lotus japonicus, 918 nucleotides long. RefSeq names its product protein MAIN-LIKE 1-like. The coding region runs from base 1 to 918 and encodes 305 amino acids. The record is from RefSeq and is a predicted model, not a curated record. The transcript has 3 exons. NCBI's taxonomy places the organism in Eukaryota, Viridiplantae, Streptophyta, Magnoliopsida, Fabales, Fabaceae. Gene Ontology annotation, biological process: meristem development; meristem maintenance.
AUGGCUGAUCAGCAGGAUCAUGACACUGAGGCGGAGGAGACUAGUGGUGAGGAGGAGACUAGUGCUCGUGACAUAUGGAGGUCAUACAAGCGGCCAAAUUAUGAGACUAGAGGCGUGCUCAAGACCUAUAAUCAUGGGAGGAUGUGUCAUCCUGUAGUUCAUCAUGCUCGGUACAUAAGGGGUGCGGUGCAUGAUGCAGGUUUGCGGUGGGUGAUGAAAUGCACAAGCCCGAGUGUUGACCAGAGCAUUAUUUCUGCUUUUGUUGAGCGAUGGCAUCCUGAGACUUCAUCUUUCCACUUACCCUGGGGGAAAAUGACGAUCACACUUGAAGAUGUCUCAGCAUUACUCCACUUGCCUGUAGAGGGUGAGUUCUUCUCCUUUGGUAACCCGACUAGGGAAGAGGCGGCUCCUGCGGUUGCUCAGUUACUUGAUGUGGACAUUGAGCUUGUGAUGGAGGAGUUUGAUGCUUGUAGGGGUCCAUCUCUUCGCUUUAGCUUUCUCCAAGCUAUUGUGGAGAAACACGUAGCGGCCAACAAUGAAGUUCCUGCAUGCCGAGCUUACAUGCUGCGGUUGAUUGGCAUGACCCUUUUAUGUGACAAGAGCAACACAUAUAUUGGUGUUGUGUAUUUGUCUCUGUUUGAAGAUGUUGAGAAUGCAUCAAGGUGGAACUGGGGAGCUGCCACUUUGGCUUACUUGUAUGGUCAGCUCGGGGAGGCCAGCAGGAACGGUGCUAAGUCUGUUGCUGGUUAUUUAUCUCUUCUGCAGUCAUGGGUGUUUGCCCACUUCCCCGGAUCCUUGUUUGAGCGCAGGGACAACCCUGCCUACACGCCAGACAGGCCCGUUACACUAACUUGGGAGGCGCUUCGAGGGACUACUGAGGUUGCGCAUAAGAGGAUGAACCUGGAUACGUAUUCUUAA